Tribolium castaneum (red flour beetle) is the source of this 2168-nucleotide messenger RNA. RefSeq names its product kelch (gene kel). Gene Ontology annotation, molecular function: protein binding. The record is from RefSeq and is a predicted model, not a curated record. NCBI's taxonomy places the organism in Eukaryota, Metazoa, Arthropoda, Insecta, Coleoptera, Tenebrionidae. The transcript has 7 exons. The coding region runs from base 155 to 1975 and encodes 606 amino acids.
CUGUCGCGCAACGCGCAUGCGCACUGAAACACCAAUUAAUCGAAGUGCGUUUUAUUUCAUAAUUUUGCAAUAAAACCCCGAAUAAUUCCUCGAAUCGUGCAGCGAUGUGUUAAAUCACAAUUUAGCUCAAUUUAGGAAAAAAUCUAUUCAAGCAAUGGACUUAGCGCCCGACCAAGACAUUGUUAUGGAACGCCAAGGAAGUUGUUUAUUGCUGCGCUGUGACAGUCAAAACUCCCUCGAUGAAAGCUCCCAGAAACAACUGCCGCGGUCUGGGGGCAAAGACAAGCCACCCUAUCGCAACUACCACCACACACAGAGGGCCUUUGACGCUAUGAAUCUCCUGAGAAAACAAAGACUGCUGUGCGACGUGAUUUUGGUCGCAGACACCGUUGAAAUACCCGCUCAUAAGAUGGUCCUAGCCGCUUGCUCUCCCUAUUUUUACGCCAUGUUUACAAGCUUUGAGGAGAGCAAACAAGACAGGAUUGUUUUGCAGGAAGUGGACCAUCAAGCUUUGCAAAUUUUGGUCGAAUAUGUUUACACCAGCGAAGUACAAGUCACUGAGGAUAACGUACAAGUGUUGCUACCAGCCGCGAAUUUGUUACAAUUGACUGAUGUUAGGGAUGCUUGUUGCGAAUUUUUACAGGUGCAGUUGCACCCAACUAACUGUUUAGGGAUUAGGGCGUUUGCUGAUCUACACGGCUGUUUGGAGCUGCUGGCUCAUGCCGAAUCAUACAUUGAGCAACAUUUUAUUGAGGUUGUUGAGUGUGAAGAGUUCCUAACGUUGUCGCAUCAGCAAGUUUCUAAGCUAAUUUGCAGUGAUAGACUUACCGUACCUUCGGAAGAACAGGUGUUCGAAUGCGUAAUUGCUUGGGUUCAGCACGAUUUGGAUGCACGCCACAAGCAUUUAGCCUCUUUAAUGGAGCACGUGCGUCUCCCCCUCAUGUCGCAAGAAUACCUGAUGCAACGCGUCGAAGAGGAGCCUCUCCUCAAAGCCGAUUUGCAAUGCAAAGACUACAUAAUCGAAGCUCUGAAAUAUCACCUUUUGAAAGGCGACAACAAAACGACGUUCCGAACCCCUCGAACCAAACCACGACAACCCGUCGGCCUCCCCAAAGUCCUCCUCGUCGUCGGCGGUCAAGCACCCAAAGCGAUCCGAAGUGUGGAGUGUUACGAUUUCAAAGAGGAGAAAUGGUACCAAGUGGCCGAGAUGCCAACAAGGCGCUGCCGAGCCGGCUUGGCAGUCCUCCACGGCAAAGUGUACGCCGUUGGCGGGUUCAACGGCUCGCUCCGCGUCCGAACGGUCGAUGUUUACGACGCAGCUUUAGACCAGUGGAACACUUGCGACCACAUGGAAGCCCGCCGUUCGACUCUAGGUGUUGCGGUUUUAGGUAAUUGUAUUUAUGCAGUCGGGGGUUUUGACGGCUCGACUGGCCUAAACACCGCCGAAAUGUACGACCCCACAACGGCCAAAUGGCGCUCCAUCGCCCCCAUGUCCACCCGCAGGAGCAGCGUGGGGGUCGGGGUGCUCUACGGCAUCUUGUACGCUGUGGGGGGCUACGACGGCGCCUCGCGCCAGUGCCUCAGCUCCGUCGAGUGCUACACCCCCGAGAUCGACUGCUGGACUUCCGUGCCCGACAUGGGGUGCCGCCGGAGCGGGGCCGGCGUGGGGGUCCUGGAGGGGGUGCUGUACGCCGUGGGGGGGCACGACGGCCCCCAGGUCCGCAAGUCCGUGGAGGCGUACGAUCCCGUCAAGAGGUUGUGGACGGCAGUUAGUGAUAUGACGUUCUGCCGACGCAAUGCUGGGGUUGUUGCGCUCAAUGGGUUGUUGUAUGUUGUUGGGGGCGACGACGGGUGCAGUAAUCUCUCGUCGGUUGAGGUGUACAACCCCAAGACUGACACCUGGACGCUGUUGCCGAGCUGCAUGGGGAUUGGACGAAGCUAUGCAGGCGUGGCGAUCAUUGAUAAGCCGAUUUGAAAGUCGCCUCAUGCUGGCAACAGGGUCAAUAGCGCCACUGCGACGUCGACAAGAUACGCAAACUGCGACGAGAACAGCAACGCGGAGGGCGCCGUCGGCUACGACCACCAGCCGAACAUCUACGAGACCAUCGACCCGAACGCCAGCAGCCAAGAGGCCGAAAACAUCUACGAAACAAUCGAGGACAUCCGGC